This is a messenger RNA of Rosa rugosa (rugosa rose), 1751 nucleotides long. Its product is annotated as putative disease resistance protein RGA3. Gene Ontology annotation, molecular function: ADP binding; ATP hydrolysis activity. The record is from RefSeq and is a predicted model, not a curated record. The transcript has 3 exons. Lineage: Eukaryota; Viridiplantae; Streptophyta; Magnoliopsida; Rosales; Rosaceae. The coding region runs from base 123 to 1316 and encodes 397 amino acids. Gene Ontology annotation, biological process: defense response to fungus.
CUACUUUAUGUUCCUCUACCUAUGCCUAUAAAUUCGCAAUAAAACUUCAGGAGAGAUACGUACACUGCAAAUCUAGUUCUUAUUUCUAAAACACUCUUUUCGUUGCCUUGAGCUCUGAAGAUAUGGCAGAACUUCUGCUCACUUUUGCUGCCGAGGGAAUACUGACCAAGGUGACUUCUCUUGCUGCUCAAGAAUUCAGUCUCGUAUUCGAUUUUAAAGAAGAUCUAGCACAGCUGCGUGAUUUGUUCCUCAAGAUUCAAGCUAUGCUAAGAGAUGUCGACCAUUCACAAGUUCGAGGGGAGGCCGUGGAAAUUUGGGUGAAGGAUCUUGAAGACAUAGCUCACAAAGCUGACGAUGUGUUGGAUGAAAUUACAUAUGAAGAUCUCCGACGCAAAGUAGAACUCCAAAACCAGCUGAAGAAAAAGGUGAAAAGUUUCUUCUCCCACUCCAAUCCCAUUGCAUUUCGCUUAGAAAUGGCACAUAAAAUCAAAAAAAUCAACACAUCUUUGGUGAAAUUAUUCAAUCAGGCAGCUGGCCCUAUUGGGCUAAUUGCUAGGACAUUAGCAGAUGCAACCUCUCAAGAUGUUGAAGUACUUGACAGGGAAACUGUCUCCAGCUUUGAUAGCGAUGAAAAGCUCAUCAUUGGAAGGGAAGAGGUCGUAUCAGAUAUAGUCAAAACCUUAAUCAAGUCGCACUAUAAUGAAGAAAAUUAUCUUCCAGUUUUGGCUAUUGUGGGAAUGCCAGGUCUGGGAAAGACAACUUUGGCUAAAUCAAUAUAUCAUGAAUCUAAGAUUGAUAGCCACUUCCAUGAAAAAAUAUGGGUGUGUGUAUCCACCCCUUUUAAAGUCAAGACAAUCUUAAGAGGGAUCUUGGAAUCUCUAAAACCAGAGAAAGCCGCAAUACAAAGUAAGGAUGCGAUUUGUAAAUUCAUCCGAGAAGAGCUGAAAGAGAAAAGAUACCUUCUCAUACUCGAUGACGUUUGGAGCGAAGAUCCUGAAAAAUGGAAAGAGUUGAAGAGUUGUUUGUUAACAGUUAAUGAUACUCAAGGAAGCAGCAUCAUUGUUACUACCCGUAGUGAUGAAGUUGCAGAAGUCAUGGAAACUCUUCCUAGAUGUGAUUUAAGAAAACUAUCAGAUGAUGAAUGUUGGCUCAUAGUGAAAGAUAAAGCCAUUCCAAUUGGGAGUCCUCCUAUGUCUGAAGAGCAGGAGACAACUGGUAGAGAGAUCGCUAAAAGAUGUGGAGGUUUACCACUAGUGUCAAAGGUGAUUGACGGUUUGAGUUGGCGGACGAUUGUGAAUCGUAUUUUGAGCUGUUAAGAAGACGCAGCGGGAUUAGAGCGGAUAAUCCUACAGGACUGGAGAAUUCAGGAAGGUGAUCGAACCGUGUAGAGUAGCUGCUUUGUAAUACUCUGAUUUUCAGUUGUGAGGUUUGUUAUGCUCAUUAGAGCUUUACAAUUUACUUUGUACGAGUGAGUUGUAAUAAUUAACUCGAGGUCUUCGAGUUUUGAAUUUGAGCGUGAGUGGCGAGGUUGUUUCUGAGAAAAAAAAAAUUCAGAACGUUUAUUUGUUUAAGUUGUUUAAUUCAUGUUUCGGAUUUGAAUUUGUUAUUCAAAAUUCGGGGCGUGACAAUAGAGGUGAAGAGAGUGGCUGGGACCUAGUGCGAUGGGUACAGAGGAAGGCGUGGAAUAUAAACCGUUGAUGAGUUUUGCUUGAUUUUGUGGUGGUGUGUGUUGUAGGGAUGUCUGGUGCUGU